AUGAACAAUGAUGCACCUACACUCCAAGAGAUAAUCCAACUAACCCGUCAGGAACUUGUUACCCCGCAAAAGUCUGACCCCAUCCGCGAAUGUGGACGUGCUGCACUCGCACUUCUUCCCGAGGAUCCUGAGCUCGGCUUGAAGCUUGCGUAUCAGAAACUGCACGAUGUUCCUUACAAAGAAGUGAAGACUUGUUGGCGGAGAUUGUAUACAGACGCGACUCUAUGGAAGGUGCUAAAGCGGGUAGAUGGCAGAACAGAGGAACAGCGACAAGGCACGACAGAGAGCGACUGGAUUGAUGAGGUUGUGAAAUCGUUAGAUAUGGCCCUCAUACUUGCUGGUGCACCUUCCAGAGAAGAGCUGGUGGAACUAUGGUUUGCAGCAUUGAGAGCUGAUUUGGAUCGGGUGUACCCAACCAACGGCAUAAGCUCGGAACGCCCCUCAAAGCGACAAAAGCUAUCCUUGUCCUGUCAAUCCUCGCCAAUCCCAGAAAGGUUUCCUGUAGAGCUUCCCAAUCCGGAACCAGUCCUGUCACAUCCUUUGCAACGAACGAAAGAACUCAGUCUGGAAGCUUUUCAAAGGAAAGUUGGCUCGACGGAAACCCACACACCGUGCAUAAUCAAGGAUGCAAUACAACAUUGGCCUGCACUCAGCGAGCGACCAUGGGCGAAUCCAGACUAUCUUCUGAGACAGACUCUCGGUGGAAGAAGACUAAUCCCAGUCGAGGUAGGAAAAAGCUACACCGCCGAAGGCUGGGGUCAACGCAUCAUUACCUUCCGUGAAUUCAUGGAAACCUACAUGCUCCACAAUCCAAACAACCCCCUCCAUCCACCACAAGACUCAACCGCAAACUCAGUCGGCUACCUCGCCCAACACGACCUCUUCGCCCAAAUCCCCUCCUUACGCCUCGACAUCACCAUCCCAGACUACUGCUACACCGACCCCGCCCCAUCCCCCCACCUCACCCACAUCAAGCCCGUGCCUAAACUAGAAGAACCCCUGCUAAACGCUUGGUUUGGACCCGCCGGUACCGUAUCUCCUUUACACACAGACCCUUACCACAAUAUCCUCGCGCAGGUCGUAGGAUACAAGUACGUACGCCUCUACGCUCCGAGCGAAACGCAGCGUCUGUACCCGAGGAGCGUGGAUGAGUGUGGGGUGGAUAUGAGUAAUACGAGUGAGAUUGAUCUGGAUGAGGCGAUGGAGGUUUUUCCCAGGUUAUCUUGGUUUGAGAAGCCUGUGAUGGGGGUCGCGCUGGAUGAUGAAGAGAAAAAGAAAAAGUUCCGACAACGUUUUCCCGGAUUUCAAGAUGCGGUGUUUGUAGAGGGGAUACUGGGGCCGGGCGAGUGCUUGUAUCUUCCUGUGGGGUGGUGGCAUUAUGUGAGGAGUCUUACGCCAAGUUUUAGUGUGAGUUUUUGGUUUAACUAG
This is a messenger RNA of Bipolaris victoriae FI3, 1428 nucleotides long. RefSeq lists its product as hypothetical. Gene Ontology annotation, molecular function: 2-oxoglutarate-dependent dioxygenase activity. The transcript has a single exon. Bases 1 to 1428 code for a protein of 475 amino acids. Lineage: Eukaryota; Fungi; Ascomycota; Dothideomycetes; Pleosporales; Pleosporaceae. The record is from RefSeq and is a predicted model, not a curated record.